Messenger RNA from Paramuricea clavata, 174 nucleotides. Lineage: Eukaryota; Metazoa; Cnidaria; Anthozoa; Malacalcyonacea; Plexauridae. The record is from the annotation of a GenBank genome assembly.
AUGUGUGACCUGGACUUAUUUAUUUUGAACACAGCCUCUGAUGCGAAUCCCGAUGUAAAUUUAAAUCAACAGAUUUUACGAUCUCAAUAUUAUUCACCCCAUAAAUUCAACAGUCUUAAGAAAUCACAGUCAAAUCGUAUCACAGAUACCAGUUUCUCGAUGUUACAUAACAAC